GCAGACGUCUAAAACAUGGCCACUCGAAGCUCGCCGAAAACUUGAACCAAAACUCCUUUUGUCUUCACCGAUUAAAGUGUUCACUUCUUUAUAUAUAGCUGUGUAAGUUCUUCCAACAAUAGUGUGUUGACAUGGGAAGUGCCACAAGGGACAACAGGCUCACAUACCUGCAGACAUUCUCAUGCACAACCAUAGCGGGCGUGACCAGCCGAACCCUCACGGCGCCCCUCGAUGUGGUGAAAAUCCUCUCGCAAGUCGGAGUUCAGGAAACCCAGCAAGGUCUCUUCAAGACCUUUGUGAACUUAUACAAGACCCAGGGUUUGAGAGCAUUCUGGAAGGGGAACGUUCUAGGAUGUCUUCGACUUUCACCGUUCAGCACGAUACAGUAUUCUGCGUUUUAUAAAAUCAAAACAAUGCUUGCAGAUAAGGAUGGGCGAAUGAAUCCACCAAAGGCAUUGCUAGCCGGGAGUCUUGGUGGAAUGGUUGCAACUGUUGUGACAUACCCGACAGACAUGGUUAAAACGCGAAUGAUUGUGCAGACUACAGAUAGAAGGAGGAGGCGAUAUAAAGGAAUCCUGCAUGCAUUUAGGUUAAUCUUGAAGGAGGAAGGACUGCUAGCUUUCUACAAGGGUCUCUUCGUUUCACUCCUAGGUGCCGUACCUUUCAGUGCAGGUACUUUCUUAUUUUACGAGAUUAUAGACUCCUUAUGGGAAACACCACGCUACAUGCUGAGCCCUCUGCAUCAUUUCUGUACCGGUUGCCUAGCAGCAGCAUUUGCACAGACGUUAUCCUUCCCAUUUGACACCAUCAGGAAAAAGCUACAGGCCCAAAGUGCUGUGAUGAAAAAUGGAGGUGGUGUGGACGUCCAUCCAUUCAGGGGGAUGGUACAAGCUUUUCGCAAGACGACUGAUAUGUAUGGUACCAAAGGGCUAUGGAGGGGUAACACAGCAAAUCUUUGUAAGGUUGUUCCCUAUGCAGGGUUGAUGUUCAUGACAUUUGAAGCCUGUAAGAAGAGCUUCCUCUUCCAGAACGGCUACACCCAAUCUCUACUUGAUGACACACCAAGACAAGGAAUCGAUCAAACCCUCAAGCCAGAUGAAGUUCCAAAAACAAGAUGAUGACACAAGCAGAUGGCUAGGUAUACCCAGGGUGUAGAUGGGUGGUGAUCAAUCACACAUUAUAGAACGCUGAAGGCGUAAGAUGGGUAACUCGGGCGGAAUGUAAUGUGUGCACAGGACGCUUUUUCAGUAAGCAACUCCCUUUGAUGCAACAAUACACCAGUGCAGACAAUGACAAUUGCUAUCAAUGAUGACUAAACAUUUGCUAGCUGAAAUGUGUUUUUCACUUUCCAACAUCAGUGGGUUGAGCUCCAGUCCUUUGGCAUUAUUUGGUGGUAGAGCUGAGACCUCUGGAAUGUAGCUUCAAUCUUACUUUUAAAUGUGGAUUGGUCAGUAAAAUGUGUACUGAUCCGGAUGUACAUGGAAUGAGAACCAUCAUUAUAAAAUACAUUUAAAAUCGUUUAAUCUGAAAGUUUGAAACAUUUGCAAAGUUUCUUUAUUUGCUUUUGUGUACACUUUAUUGAUCAUGAAAUCUGGUUGGUGCUAUACCCCCCCCCCCCCUUUCCAUCCGUAUUCUACAAUGUAGCUUUGGAACAGCAACCCAAUUUAUUAAUAGCAUACUAUCAGCAUGCCAUUAAAAGCAGAAGAUUGUUAGAUGUUGACGUAUAGAAUUAUAACUUCCCUUCAUAGUGGAUAGGUAUUCAUUAACAAGUCGGAAUGAGUUGAAAACUAAAGACUUCCUCACAAAAUGUGGCAAUUGAUUAUUUAUUUUACUCU
Molecule: messenger RNA, 1835 nt
Organism: Asterias rubens (European starfish)
Lineage: Eukaryota; Metazoa; Echinodermata; Asteroidea; Forcipulatida; Asteriidae
Product: solute carrier family 25 member 43-like
Exons: 4
Coding region: 132-1118 (328 amino acids)
Biological process (GO): transmembrane transport
Source: RefSeq, a predicted model, not a curated record